This is a messenger RNA of Lachancea fermentati, 2286 nucleotides long. The record is from the annotation of a GenBank genome assembly. Lineage: Eukaryota; Fungi; Ascomycota; Saccharomycetes; Saccharomycetales; Saccharomycetaceae.
AUGUCAGAGCCUCCUCAGAGCAAACGGAGACGCGUCACACGCGCAUGCGACGAGUGUCGCAAGAAGAAGGUCAAAUGUGACGGACAACAGCCCUGUAUUCAUUGUACAGUGUACUCGUACGAGUGCACGUACAACCAGCCUACUAAGAGAAGCACAGCGACUGUGCCAGCAAUGCGGUCGCGGCCACCGCAAAAAAACGUGCGAGCAUUGCAAGUGCAGGUCAAUAAGUUCAAACUGCUGUUUGGCCAGUUGUUCCCGCAGUUGCCCGACGUAGAUUCUCUUGACGUACCUACCUUCGUCAAAGUGUUUCAAAAUUUCAACAAGGACAACCAGCAGCUCAAGGACACGGUCAAAGAGUACCUGAUGAUCGCAGGCUCUUCAGACACACCGCCGCAGCUGUCUGCGUCACCUGAAUCGACCGAGGCCGUGGAGGGUGUUGAUGGGUCUAUUCAGUCACAAGAAGGACGUGAAAUUAAAAUCAUACUGCCCCCCAAGCCUAUUGCGCUGCAAUUCAUCCAGGUUACUUGGGAGCACUGCUGCGUGCUCUUCCGUUUUUACCACCGACCUAGUUUUAUAAAAAAGCUCGAUGAGCUCUAUGAAACCGAUCCGCACGACUAUUCGCAUGCCCAAAUGCAGUUUUUACCCCUGUGCUACUCUGUCAUGGCAGUCGGUGCGCUGUUUUCGAAAUCUAUGCAAGAAGAUGACGACUCCAAAGGUUCGCCCAGUCAGUUCAUGCAGGAUGAAGGUUACAAAUACUUUAUUGCCGCUCGGAAGCUUAUAGACAUCACCAAUGCGCGCGACCUCAAUUCCAUUCAAGCAAUACUUAUGCUAUUUAUCUUUCUGCAAUGUUCAGCGCGUCUCUCCACUUGCUACACUUACAUCGGUGUCGCCAUGCGGAAUGCCCUCCGCGAGGGCAUGCAUCGUAAUCUCAGUAUGGAUGCACACGGCUUUACACCUAUUGAGAUAGAAAUGCGCAAGCGCUUAUUUUACACUAUCUACAAAAUGGACGUUUACGUCAAUACGAUGUUGGGGUUGCCGCGGAGCAUCUCACAAAGAGACUUUGACCAAACGUUACCUCUUGAACUCGCGGACGAAUACAUCACUGAAGAUGCUAUAUACCCCGAAAAGCAAGGUGAUACGUUGUCUUCUGCGGGCAUUGCCAACCAUCACACCAAGCUUAUUAUGAUUCUGGACAACAUCGUCGCGGAGCUCUAUCCCGUUAAAAAGACUAAUAAUCUAAUAUCACACGAGGUUAUCACGAAGCUUGAAUUGAAGUUACGUCAGUGGCUGAAUAAGCUACCACCUGAACUAAUCCCAGGUCUGAAAGAUAUUCCACCCAAGUACGAACGAGCCAACAGAUUACUACACCUUUCAUUUCUUCAAGUUCAAGUCAUCCUUUACAGACCGUUCAUCCACUAUCUUUCGGCAACUUCGCCAGCUAGCAGAGCGGAUUCACUCUCCAUUCAACGUGCUCGAAAUUGUAUAUCUGUGGCAAGAACUGUAGUUAAGUUGGCGCGUGAUAUGAUAGAAAACAAAGGUUUAACUGGUUCCUACUGGUUCAGCAUUUACACAAUUUUCUUCUCUGUGGCAGGUCUCAUUUAUUACAUUCAUGAGGUAACACCGACAGAUGAAGCGAGCAGACAGGAGUAUGAAGAGGUUCUUAAGGACGCAGAGCUUGGCAAAAAAGUACUUCUUCAUUUGAAGGAUACAAGUAUGGCGGCAAAUAGAACUUAUAACAUCUUGAACAUGCUAUUUGAGAAAUUCAAUUCUAGAACAAUCAGAUGGACUCAGGUAAAGCAAGAUCAAGAUAGCACACCCUCCUCUAACUCAGAAGCAGCGAUGCAACCAAAGGAUCACGUAAUAAAACUCGAUAAUACACCAAGUGCUUACACUCUCGAUUCUGUAAAUCCAGACUUGAUGACAUAUGAUAACUCCCAAGAUUAUCAAGCUAACACAACGUCGACUAUCUCGGGUAUGAACACAAUAAGCACAUCAAGUGCUUUAACUAACAAAGAAUUCAGAGGAAUCAGCGAAUCCCCAUUAGAUGUCGACAAGUUUUUUGACCUCAAUGACGAUCUAACGUCAUCGGCUCCGCAAGAAUCUAUUCAGGCACAAGGUGGCACUCCACAGAUAAAACUGAAAUUUGAAACGCCCACUGAGACCAAGAACGAGCAGCCCAUAUCGGAAUCCUACGUCCCUGGAGCAUUUGAUCAAUUGGAUGUACAACUAUUUGGGAGAUAUCUUCCACCCUAUAUGUCUCAGCCGAAAAAUUCGCCUAAUAAUUGA